Messenger RNA from Anopheles merus, 3561 nucleotides. Its product is annotated as stromal membrane-associated protein 2. Lineage: Eukaryota; Metazoa; Arthropoda; Insecta; Diptera; Culicidae. The coding region runs from base 523 to 2127 and encodes 534 amino acids. The record is from RefSeq and is a predicted model, not a curated record. Gene Ontology annotation, molecular function: GTPase activator activity; metal ion binding. The transcript has 3 exons.
UGUGUGGCCAUUGUAACGACGAUUGUCUUCCAAUUUUCAGAUCUUUCAAUUUUCCUCAUGCCGACUUUUGGUGCUUGGAAAUUAAGGAAAGCCUUUCAAAAAAAGGAUCGUCCUUGUACGGCGUUUGAAAUUAGCACUGCGAAUACUUUGAUUCGUGGCCUGCUUGUGAUAAAAAAACACACACGAAUGGAACAAAUCAAGCACCAGGUGGCGGGCUGCUUCGAUCGAAAUUUGAUAAAAACAGUCUACCAUGUUCCCGUUCCAGCACAUUCUAGCCAACCGUGGGGGACCGUAAAUUAAGACCAAUCGUGUGAAUUAGUUUCAUUUUAUUACAGUGUGUGUAUACACUGGGACGGAUCGAGCUAGAGCUAAAGUCGGCAGGCGAUAAGAUAGAAGCCUCUCCCAUCGCCCUUUGUUGCGUGAUAAACAUAAGCUCCUCAGAUUUUUGGACCACUGCUGGUUUGCAAUUAGAGGCGUCCAACACCGCCCCCCACCCGCCAGCACGAGCAGCGAGCGCGCGAAAUGAGCAGGAAAAAUGAGACGGAGCGGCAGAAGCAGAUACAGGAAAAGUGUCAGAUGCUGCUGACGAAGAUGCUGCGGGACGACGACAACAAGUACUGCGUGGACUGCGACGCGAAGGGACCGCGCUGGGCGUCCUGGAAUUUGGGCGUGUUUCUGUGCAUCCGCUGUGCCGGCAUCCACCGCAAUCUGGGCGUCCACAUUAGCCGGGUGAAGUCGGUCAACCUGGACAGCUGGACACCGGAACAGGUGGUUUCCCUCGAGCAGAUGGGCAACUCCCGUGCCCGGGCCGUGUACGAAGCAAUGAUACCGGACGGGUUCCGGCGUCCGCAGACCGAUUCCGCACUCGAGAGCUUCAUCCGGGCCAAGUACGAGCACAAGAAGUAUCUUGCCCGGGAGUGGGUCCCACCGCCGGCCCCGAAAGUUGACUGGGACCGGGAGAUCGACGAGGAGAUCGAGCGGCAAAAGCGCAAGAAAAAAGCUUCCUCCUCGGGUGGGGCCGGCGGCACCAUCGGCUCGGUCGGUGGAUCGCUCUCCCUUUCAUCGCCCGCGGACAGGAAAUCCCAUUCAGCGGGUGGUGCAUCCAGCGCCGCCUCACCUUCGUCGGUCGGAUCGGCUGUGCCAAAGCUGAAAGCCCCUGCCAGCAGUAUGAAACCGUCCAGCCGGAAUUCGGGUGGUGGUGCCGGUGGUUCACUGAACAGCUCUGCCUCCUCGUCGGACGCGGCCAGUGGCCAAUCGGCGGUGCAAAACACGAGCGCUGGGACGGAUCUGCUCGGCCUGUCGCUUGGCGAGGGCAGUUUGACGCCGAAUCACAGCAGCGCUAGCAACAAACCCGCCAACGGACUGUCUGCGACCGGCGGCAGCAGCAGCAGCAGCAAUGGGGUGGAUUUGCUCGAGCGGAAAAACAACGACCCGGACGAUCUGGCAAAGGUGGAGGCGGACUUUUUCAAUCAAGCCGGCAGCACUGGUGCUGGUGCGGGCGGGCUGGACGCAAGCGGCAAGCUGACGAAGGACAAAAUUAUGGCCCUUUACGGAUCGGCUCCGAGCAGUGGACCGACGCCGCUCGGCAGUGGGUUCGGUGGACCGGCGGCGGGUGGUUUCGGUGGAUUCCAGCAGGCCGGCAGCACGUUCCCGCCCGCCAACGGGGCCGGCAUGAUGCCGGCGAACGCGUUCGGUGCGUUCCAAACGUUCCCGACCGGUGCCGGACCACAACCGCCGCCCGGACAGUACGCGAUGAUGGGUGCGGGCGUACCGCCGCAGAUGGUGUUCCACAGCAACAAUGGUGCGAUGGGCGGUGCUCCCGGCGGCAUGAUGGCACAGCAGGGCGCGAUGUUUAACGCACAGCAGGUCGGCGUUCCGCCGAUGGUUCCCGCGUACGGUGCAAUGGCGGGCCAGUACGGUGCUGCCAGUGGUUUCCCGCCCAUGAUGGGUAUGCAGCCCCCCCAGCAAGGGCAGGUAAUGGGACCGGGAGGAGGCGGAGUGGCUGCGUUUGCUAACUUUCCUAAAGCCGUCCCUCCGCAGCAGCAGCAGCAGCAGCAGCAACAGCAAGCGCAAGACAAGCUAAGCAAUCAGUUCGGCACGAUGAAUCUGCGAGACGUGUGGCAAUAAGAGAAGAACCGUGGACCUUAGCAAUCCCCUCGGGGCCGUCUAACUUAUCUAGAGCCUCUAGCCACACACACACACACACACACACACACACACGCGCGCGCAGUCCCCUUUCUCCCGUCCGAAAGCCAAAAGCAGUUGAAAAAACGAUAAAAAAAACCAGUUUAAAGUACCGAAACCGGUAAGCGGGUGGGGGAAGGAACCUAAAAACACUAUCACAACAGGAAGCAGGAAUGGGGAAGUAAAAUGGUGCGAGCGAGCGAGCGGGCGGGCGCGCAGAUUGUAGGGCAAUUACACUUAUUUAGCUAAACGAAACAUGAGAAUGAAAACUAUGGAAAAGCAUAAGCAGAAUCACAAGUAUAUAGAUAUAUAAAUAUAAUAGUAGGUUAGUGUUGAACCAUACCCUCCCCCUUACUUCCCCUCCUCUUCUCCCUCCUUCCCCUGCUGGCAUGAUGCCCCGCCAUCGUUUCGUCUGUGUGUGUGUGUACACUCUUGUUCGAUUAGAAGGAUAAUCCUUCGUAGUCGUAUUAACUUUCCUUUUCCAUUCCGACGGUGACUCACUGCGAAAGGGUUAGAAAUAUAAAUAUACAGGAAAGGGUGCACGAUCAAGACAGGGAUGAAAAUACUAUACUAUUACUGCGACCGUAUUCGCACCGUCGCAUUCAGGGUACCAGGAAGACAAACAUUGACACAGCGGUUCCUUUUCCGAGAGUUUGUUUUGUUUUCUGUUGUAACUGCUACUAUUUUGAAUUAAAAGGAGAUGAAACAAAGAGCUACUGUAUACAUACACAUAUUAUGGUAUUACUUACAUCGCGGAUGUUGGCUGUGUGUCUGAUGUUGGGGGGGGGGCGCAGUGGAGAAAAUCAAGGGAAAAUGCGUACACUACUGUAUACCGAAUAGGGUAUGGAAGAUGGAAGCGAACGGAAGCAACAGUUACGAUGUGCAAGAAUUUGUUUAAGUAAAAGGCAAUUUUAAACUACAUGUCCAUGCCCCAGUCCACACACACACACACAGGGAGAAUGAGAGGGAUGGAAAUACACAGAGUUGCAUAAAAGCUGUAUUUCUCACAAUGUGUUUGCGUGUCUAGAGUAUUCUAAUUGGAAAUGCAGGAGGGGUUUUGUGAAGAUGCAAUACCGGGCGACCCAGCCAUAGGAGGAGCAUCAGCUCAGAAAGCACGUGUCCGUGUGUGUUGAGGUAUUAGUGGAUGUCGCUGCAGCAUGGAAGCUAUAUUUUAGAGAAUAAUUAAAAGAAUGAAUGACGUGAAUACGAUCCGAUUCAUCGAUACCGACGAUAGCGUAAUCGGACCGGACUAGAAGUAUUUCCUUUUCUCCCCAUCCCUUCCCCACCUUCCCCAACUAACCCCCCUGAAAUGGGCAUAUGUGCUGCGGUUAAUUGUAUUUAGUUGUGGAAAUAAAUCGAUCGAAUGCGAAACACUUA